Molecule: messenger RNA, 2034 nt
Organism: Aethalodelphis obliquidens (Pacific white-sided dolphin)
Lineage: Eukaryota; Metazoa; Chordata; Mammalia; Artiodactyla; Delphinidae
Gene: ANKS4B
Product: ankyrin repeat and sterile alpha motif domain containing 4B
Exons: 2
Coding region: 59-1297 (412 amino acids)
Biological process (GO): brush border assembly
Molecular function (GO): protein binding
Source: RefSeq, a predicted model, not a curated record
CUGACAUCCUGCUCUGCCUGGAGAGUGAUAUUUGACAAAGCUUUGGUGAGCAGAAAAGAUGUCCACUCGCUACCACCAAGCUGCUAGUGAUAGCUACCUGGAACUUCUGAAAGAGGCUACCAAGAGAGAUCUGAAUCUUUCUGAUGAAGAUGGCAUGACUCCCACACUCCUGGCAGCCUACCAUGGGAACUUGGAAGCCCUAGAAAUAAUCUGCAGCAGAGGAGGGGAUCCUGAUAGAUGUGACAUCUGGGGAAAUACUCCUUUACAUUAUGCAGCCUCCAAUGGCCAUGCCCACUGUGUCUCAUUCCUGAUCAACUUUGGAGCCAACAUCUUUGCCCUGGACAACGAUUUACAGUCUCCACUGGAUGCUGCUGCCAGCAGAGAGCAGAGUGAAUGUGUUGGUCUCUUGGAUAAUGCUGCCACCGCCCAGAACAUCAUGAACCCCAAGAAGGUCACCAGGCUGAAGGAGCAGGCUCAGAAGAAUGCCAGGAGGCAGAUCAAAGAGUGUGAGAGGCUCCAGGAGAAGCACCAAAAUAAGAUGGCCCGCACCUACAACAAGGAGGAAUCUGGGACUCUUUCUUCUUCCAAGGGCACUUUCUCCAGGUCAUCCCUUUCAAAUGUUUCUGCUUCCAACACAUUUGGGUCACUGUCUAAGGGCAUUAAAGACACCUUUAAAUUAAAGUUCAAGAAGAACAAAGAUACAGCAGAGCCGUUAGGGAAGGAGAGAACAAGUGGGCCGAAGAAUGUGAUGGAAGUGUUCAGAGAGGAGGACGAAGACCCCUUCUCAGGGGACUUCAAAGAGAAGCUCCAGUUCUCAGUAAAGGCGGACAGCUGUGUGCAACACGAAUCCAUUCUCAACCGUCCAGGUCUAGGAAAUGUUGUUUUUAGAAGGAACAGAAUAUUGAGCCCUGAAGACAUCUCAGACAGCAAGAGGGAGUUGGGGUUGAAAAUGCCCAGUGAAUUGCUUCAGAGACAAGGAGGACCUGAGGCUGACGAAGAGGGAGCGGAAAACCACCAUGAAGAUGAUCUGCCUUGGGAUGAGGAUGAAGUGGAAUGGGAGGAAGAUGUGGUUGAUGCUACUCCCCUGGAAGUGUUCUUGCAGUCCCACUACCUGGAAGAAUUCCUUCCUAUUUUCAUGAGAGAGCAGAUUGAUCUGGAAGCUCUGCUGCUUUGCUCUGAUGAGGACCUUCAGAGCAUACAGAUGCAGCUGGGUCCCAGGAAGAAAGUCCUUAGUGCCAUAAACAGAAGGAAGCAGGUGCUACAACAGCCUGGGCAGUUGGUCGACACCAGCCUCUGAUGGAGUGUUGGGUCAACUGGGUGAGUCUGCAGCAGUGGCGUGAUGCUGUGGCCCACUGGAAACAUUUCAGGCAUUACCCACUCUCUACCCAGUACCAGACUACUGGGUUUCUAGGGUUUUGGAGGUGUCCAUCUAAGAGGCCCAAAUUCUACUCUGAGAAAUACUCUAUACCUGUCCACAUAAACCGCUAAUGAGAAACUCAAGGAGACCUGGGAAUAAGAAAAUGACAUUUCUCUUCAAUUAUCUUUUUGAUACUUUUGAAUACAGAAAGGAUUAAAUGGAUGACAGAGAAGGGAAAAAACUUUCUUCACUUUCCUAACUCUGGAUUUAAAAUUAUAAUCUCUCAUCACAUUAGCUGCUGCUUAAUUUCUGAUCCUCAUAGCUAGGGAUUCGAACUCCAGUUCUGUCCUUAGCUCUAUGACUUUACCUGUUGGUGGAGACUAAAGUUCCUCCAUUGGCCCGUGGUGUGAUGCCCAACUUAAAUGUGUCUAACCCUUCAACAGAUGUUUACAUGUUUACAAGUAAUAGAAAUGGGUCUAUAGUACUCCUGCCUGGGAACAGAGAGAGGAUGGCAGGUAGAGAGAGAGAAGAAAGAAACGGAAUGUAGGGUACCUGUAUGGACUGAAUUUGCUCCCUCCAAAAUUCUUACGUUGAAACCGUAAUCCCUAAUGUGACUGUAUUUGAAGAUAUGACCUUUAUUAAAGAGCUGACUAAGGUUAAAUGAGGUCAUAAAGGUG